Phycodurus eques (leafy seadragon) is the source of this 5400-nucleotide messenger RNA. It is a transcript of the gene kbtbd7, whose product is annotated as kelch repeat and BTB (POZ) domain containing 7. The transcript has a single exon. Gene Ontology annotation, molecular function: protein binding. The record is from RefSeq and is a predicted model, not a curated record. NCBI's taxonomy places the organism in Eukaryota, Metazoa, Chordata, Actinopteri, Syngnathiformes, Syngnathidae. Bases 427 to 2292 code for a protein of 621 amino acids.
GCGAGGAACUACAUGCAACGUGUUUUUCCGUGUCAAAUAAAGUCGUAUUUUACAUUUGAACACAAAUACACAUUCACUGCUUUUUUUAUUUUGACACUCUCCUGUGCGCUGCUGCCCCUGGUCUUGAGCGGUGUGACUGCUUCACCAAAGCAUUAGCACACACGGAAUUAAACGAAGUGAGCCAACAACAUCUUUAGGGUGGACUUAAAGUGGACGUGAUGGUCGUUUCAUGGCUGAAAGCCACUUUGAGGCACACGGGCGUCCAGCAAGAGCGUUUCGAGGCUGGUAAUGUUUUUUGAAAACAUAUGUUAGACGUUUUCUCGUGAGCGGAUGUGUCCUUGUCGGCUAGCCGCGGAGGUGGCGCGCGAGGCGGCGUCUUAUCAGAAAGCUUCCGCGACGUGAGAUUACAAAAAGUAGACCCCCAAAAUGGCCUCGGUGCUGGGUUGCUUCAAUGGACCCGAAGUGUUGGAGGACGUCAGUCACGCUCGAUGUUUGAUGGGGGAGCUGAAGGCGUUGUACGACAGCCGCCUUCUCUCGGACGUCACCAUCGAGGUGGACCCCGACGGAGAGCCCCUGGAGCCCGGCGGAGGCGGAGGGCCCUCGGGUGACGACCUCGUCCAGCUGUUCCACUGCAGCCGCAACGUCCUCGCCGCCGCCAGCCCUUACUUCAAGAGCAUGUUCACCGGUGGCUUGACCGAGAGCGUCCAGGAGAGGGUGGCCAUCCGCGGCGUGGACGCCGAGUCCAUGUCGGUCAUCGUGGACUACUGCUACACGGGUCAGGCGACCAUCACGGAGGGCAACGUGCAGAGGCUGUACGCAGCCGCCAACAUGCUCCAGCUGGAGUACAUCAGGAAGGCCUGCUCCGGCUUCAUGACCCGCAGGCUGGACCUCGCCAACUGCGUGGGGGUUCUGAAGUUCGCGGACACCUACGACAACCCCGAGCUGAAGGAGAGCGCUCGGGCCUUCAUCGCCAGGAACUUCGGCCAGCUGUGCAUCGCCGGGGAGCUGUGCGAGCUGGAACUGCACCAGUUGGAGGAACUGCUCUCCCUGGACACGCUGGACGUGGCCUGCGAGCGCGAAGUGUGCUCGGCCGCCCUGCGCUGGAUCGAGGCCAACGCGCCGCCCACGAAGGAGGAGGCGCUGCGCGCGCUGAGGUGCGUGCGCUGGAACUUGUUCACCGAGAGGGACAAGCGCUACCUGGAAGGGCUGGCGGCGAGGCCCUUCAUCGAAAAGUACGUGGAGUCCUUCUUCAACAGGCCGUGCGCCGUGUCCACGUCUCUGGAUGUUCCCAAGCACAGGAUAGGCGUGAGCGCCAAAGAAAUGAUCUUGUUCUUCGGUCUUCCCAACGACAGCAUCAUGUGUUGCGACCCGUACUCCGAGGACCUCUACUUCGUGACGCCGCCUCUCGUGGAUCUCAGCAGCCAGGAUUACAAACGCUCCACCAUGGAGUCCCUCAUUGCUUGUUCCAGCCCGGAAAACAACCUCUACCUGGCGUCCCACCUCUCCAAACACUUCUGGCAGUACAAUCCGGUCCUCAACAGCUGGCAGGCACUAGCGGAGAGGCCGCUCGGGAGGAUUCACUCGGGGAUGGGCUACCUCAAUGGGCACGUGUACCUCCUGGGAGGAAGGAACCCGGUGACGGACGCCCGGCUGAAAGAGGUGGAGUGCUACAGCGUCCAGAGGAACCAGUGGACCUUCGUGGCUCCGCUGCCGCACUCUUUCGGUAAGAUGCAGGUGGUGGCGUUGAACGACCACCUGUACGUGGUGAACAAGCGCCGCAUGCUGUGCUACGACCCGCGCCGCAACCGCUGGCGCCACUGCGGCUCGCUGCGGCGCGACAAGCUGCACAAGGCGUGCGUGUACCAGGACCAGAUCGUCUGCGUGUGCGACAUCCCCGUGGUGAAGGCCUACAGCCCGGCCCGCGGCGAGUGGCGGCGCCUGGCCGACGUCCCCAUCGACAGCCGCGCCCUCAACUACCAGGUGAUCCAGCACGGCGGCAAGCUGCUGCUCCUCACGCAGACGCUGCUGCAGCACAACAAGAACCGCGUCCUCAUGCACGAGUACGAGCCGGCGCGAGAGAGCUGGAAGAGCGUCAUGGCGGUCUACGUGUCCACGCUGGGACCCGUGUGCGUUUCCACACGCGUCUACCCGGCGUGCCUGGGCUCGGCGCACAGCUUCUCCACAGAAGAGGACGACGACAGCGGAUCCAGCGCCGACUGGGAUCUGGACGGCUUGACGGACGCCGAUUCCGACUCCGCCAGUUCCAGCUCGUUCUCGGACGAGAACUGGUAGUCGGACUUUUACAGGGUUGCUGCGGUGAAACACAAGCUGGCGUGUAUUCGUUUCUUUCCAAAAUACAUCAUCUAUUCGUUGCCGUAACGUUGACUUCCACUGUACAUCGACUAACGAUUAAGAACACGAGAUGGGAAUUUACGACAAGACACUGAAUGACUGCGAAUUUCAACCAGAACGUCGGCGGUCUUUGUUCGCCGUAGCGCAUUCGGGUCACGGGUGAGCCGGGGCACAUCCCGGCCGACUUGGGGCGCCGGGCGGUGUACACCCGGGACUGGUUGUCAGUCCCAAAGUCAUUUGCCAAGAAAUUGUCUACUUCAUUCGUGAUCAAUAGGAUAGCUUCAGUGACCCAAUGAAAAUGGGACUCUUGACCCAUUUUAGGUCCCAAACCUAAAACCCAUCUUGGCCGUUUUUUUUUCCCCCGCCAGCUCUUUCCCCUGCCUCUGUACUAGUACUUUGUUCAUGAAGUGAUUCCAAAAUGGUGGUUUGUUCCCGACAUGCAGACUCCCUCUCUGUCUCACUGUUUGCCUGAAAACACCUCCGUUGGUCAAUAUUGUGUCGUGCGGGAGAGGUGCGGGGCUUUCUUCUUCUUUGAAAAAAUUCCUCCGAUGUUUUAUUUGUUGUUACAAUCAGCAUCAACCCCCUGCUUUAUAGAGACGCGUUCAGCUUAUUAUAGCAAGAUGGUCAUGCCGUUACUACCUUGCUCAAUUUCCAGUGUGGCGCCUUGCGAAAACAAGGCGCAGUCAAGCAUGCACGGCUUUCCAAAGUUUGUUCGGGGAGCAAAGCGUGUGGAGUUCCAAAAUAGGCGAGCGAGGCGGCUGACGCCGACCGCGCAGAAUUUUUGUCUUGCACUUCAGUUUUGUGUAAAGACGCCAUUUUGUUUCUGGGUUUCGUGGGAGACGUAAGCGACUAGCAACGCAUGUAAAGAUUGCACAUAGUAUGUCUGUUCUGUGUUGAAUUGUAGCGACGCAGUCACAAGACCGAAACAUCUCCGAGAGGUAUUAAAUGAACAAUACGUUUUUUAUUGCGCUCAUUAGAACUGUUCGACAUCAUACUGAGCUGUUUCUAAUAUAUUGAUUACAUUACUAACCAAUGAUAAACCCGUUGUUAUACACAGUUGUGCUCCUAAGUUUACAUACGCUGGUAGAAGUUGUGAUUUCCUGGCCAUUUUUCAGAGAAUAUGGACGAUAACGCCAAAACGUUUUCUUUCACUCGCGGUUAGUGCUCGGGUGAAGCCAUUUAUUACCAAACAACUGUGUUUACUCUUUUGAACUCUCCCAGAAACUCACUCAACCGUUAUAUACACAGACUGAUUACAAGCAGACGCGUGACGGGUGUAGAUGGUUGCCUUUAGUCGCCGUUCAAACGCAUUUGUGUCAACUUGUGUGUGCGUUUAUCAGGCCAAGACCUCAAGGGGGAGGUCAACUUUUGAUCAGGGUCAUUUGUGUACUUUCUGAUGUCAUUAUGAUUUCAAAGGAGUAAACGCACUUGGUGGAUAAUAAAUGGCUUCACCCAAGCACUAACCAGGAGUGAAAGAAAAGGUUUUUGUGUGAUCGUUUAUAUUCUGUGAAAAAUGGCCAAGAAAUCAUAAAUUCUGCCAGGGUAUGGAAACUGAAAGUACCUCUCUGGUUUCAGUCAAAACUGAGUGCACAAAGAUGUUGAGAAUUCUGGUGCAUGUAAUGCACCAAUGAUCUAAUGAAGUGCAUUGUGCUGACUCAGGUUUGUUUGUUGUUGUUGUCGUCGUCGUCGUCGUUGUUGUACCUUUGAAACACAUGUAUAUGACAUUGAUGAGUUUCUGUUUUUUUAACAUUUUUUUGCUCUCAUUUUUACAUGAGCAUCAGAUAUAUUACCCCAAACGCAUUUUCCAAUGUAAACCGAUUAAUAGUUAUUAAUCCUGUCUAAUAGUCACCACAAACUACAGUACAACCUCAACAGUAACUGUUCAGUUCCAAGUAUUAUAUCCAUAUCAUCGUAUUAGUUACUUGCAUAUUUUCCCGUGUGUUAUAAUUGUUUCAUAUGAUGACUAGAUGCAAUUUUAAUAUAUAUUUUUGAUUUGUGUGAAACAAACUGGAUUACAAUGGCAGUUUUAGUGUACCGGUGAAUAAACCGCGUUAUUGAGUAGCAGCCCGUUGUUUUUGUGGCUUUAUUUCGUAUAAUCACACCAACAAUAAAUAAUGAAAAGAAAAUACUAAAACAAGCCCAAAAAUAUCUUAACAAAUGUAAUAGCAUUAUUUACGCUCACUAGAUCAUUAGAUUCUCAGAAGACUGUAAUGCAAAUCACUCAUCAUUGCAAAAUUGUUGUAAUUCAGCCACGUCACACACAAAGCGCCUUUCUGAAGUCAUGCCACAGUACCCCAAUAGGAUUUAGGUCAGGACUUUGACUCGGCCACUGCAAAGUUUUCAUUUUGUUUUUCUGCAGCCAUUCAGAGGUGGACUUGCUGGCGCGUUUUGGAUCAUUGUCCUGCUGAAGAACCCAAGUUCGUUUCAGCUUGAGGUCACGAACAGACUUCAGAAUUCAUGGUUGCAUUUAUCACAGCAAAUCUUCCCGGUCCUGAAGCUGCAAAACAGCCCCAGACCGUCACACUACCACCACCAUAGUUAACAGUUUUUCUGAAAUGCGGUGUUACUUUUACACCAGAUGUGAUAGGACACACACCUUCCAAAAAGUCUUGGGGAUCAUCAAGAUGUCUUUUGGCAAAAUUGAGAUGAGCCUUAAUGUUCUUUUGGCUCAGCAGUGGUUUUUGGCUUUAUGUCCAUAUGUCAAAUGUUGUGUGUACGUUAAUAAGGAAAAAUGGCUGCAAUAUAACAAAGACUGAAAAGGGGUUUAAGGGGUCCGAAAACUUUCUGUACCCACUGUAUACUAACAACCAAAGCAAUGUUAACAUUAAUACAGGAUUGGGAUGUACUGUGAUAAUUUUAUAUUCUUUAUGUGUUUUAAAUACAAAAUGGCACCAGCCACUAAAACAGGAUUGGUAAUCAUCAUUUACAUAUUUCUUUCAAUUAAAUAAAAUACCAAAAGUUGGAAUACCUUUUUUCAUGAUUAUUUUACUAUUGUUUUAAUCUAAUGUAUAAAUAUGUUUGUAUUUAUUCAAUUAAAUCGGAAUUUUA